Molecule: messenger RNA, 1131 nt
Organism: Gastrolobium bilobum
Lineage: Eukaryota; Viridiplantae; Streptophyta; Magnoliopsida; Fabales; Fabaceae
Exons: 4
Coding region: 186-653 (155 amino acids)
Source: RefSeq, a predicted model, not a curated record
UUCUCUCUAUGAAUACCCAGCUAACUCUCUUUAUCUUUACCUCUUUCUCUCUAUCUCUCUUUGACACAAGCAAAAAUUUUUGUGCUCCAUUUUCUUCCUCUUCUCCUCUCAGAGGAUUCUCUGAGGCAGCUCAGGUGUUCCUAGACAAGAUCUCUUGUUUUCAGGUGUGAAAAGAAAGAGAAAAGAUGAAUCACUGGGGGAACGCCUUAACAAGCUGCGAGGAGAUGAGGAUGGAAUCAGUGGUUUGCCCUAAGCCUCGUCGAUUGGGUCUGUUGAACCACUCAUCCAUUGAUAACCACAUCAGACCCUUGAGGCCACCCUUCAUCAACUACCAAUCAGAGAUCGAAGAUUCAGGAGUUGGGGCAGAACUUCUGGAUAUCAUUCUCCCCAAGGGUCAAGUGGCUUCAUCACCACCAUUUUUUUGUGGAUCUCCACCUAGCAGGGCUUCAAACCCUGUGAUCCAAGAUGAGCAAUUUGGUAAUGAUAACGGGAGUUUUAAUCCUUUUUCCAUGGCAACACCUUCUUCACCAUCUUCCACAGCUAGAGGUUGUGUUCGAAUGAAGUUUGGCCACACACCAGCUGCUGUUAGGAUCGAAGGUUUUGAUUGCCUUAGCAGGGAUAGGCGCAACUGCAGUAUUUCUGCUGUUGCUUAAUUCAUUUCAAACAAAGAAAAAAAAAAGCAUGAAAAGAAGUCAAGAGAGGUUUACAAAUCACCAAAGUUCUAAGAGCAGAGGAGAUUUUUGGGAGACAGGAGCUAAACUUAAUUCAAUGUUAUUGUAUUAUAUGUACAUAAUGGUCUAUCAAGUUGUUGUUGAUGAGUUAAGGUGUCAUGUAUAAUUGAGAUGGUGAGAAUUUUUUUCUUCCUUUUUUGAAGAAUAAAGAGAGGACACAUCUGGGAAAGAAAAGGGCAAGCAAAAGUCUUCUUCUUUCUCAUUUGUUAGGUUUAUUGGGGGUCUUAGAUUGAAGUCUGUAACUGUAAUGUAUUGGAAACUCAGAUCCUCCUUUUGUAAUUGUAAUUCGGAGGAAAUUGAGGAUUAAUCUUGGGAAUCUUGUAAAGUAUAUUUUUUGUGGGUGCCCUAUUUGUAGGUGUUGCCUAUUUGAUAAUAUCAAAGAAAUAUUGUUUAUACUUUA